AUGACAUGCUGGAUCAGCUAUCCGGGUCUAAAGUCUUCUUUAAAAUUGACCUUAAAAGCAGCCAUCACCAAGUUCGGAUCAAGGAGGGAGAUGAAUAGAAGAUCGCCUUCAAGACUAAGGAAGUCGCAGCGAAGAACAUUUGCAGCAUCUUCGUCAAGUAUUGACAUCUUACAAGAAAGUGAGCUAGUUAUUAAUCUUAAGAAGUGCAUUUAUAUGACGGAGCGUGUUCUGUUCCUGGGAUUCGUUGUUAGUACAGAAAGGAUACAUGUUGAUGAGCAGAAGAAAGAGAAAGUGCAGAAAUUUGCUUGGACUGAUGCUGCCAACAAUAGCUUUGAAAAGAUUAAAGAUAAGCUUACUUCUGUCCCUUUUCUUGCUCUACCCAAUUUUGAUAAAUUGUUUAAGGUUAAAUGUGAUGCUUGUAGAGUUGGGAUUGGUGGAGUGUUGUUACAGUCUAAAAGGCCUAUUGCUUUCUUUAGUGAGAAAUUGAAUGAACCUAGGAAAAAGUGGUCCACUUAUGAGCAGUAG
Messenger RNA from Manihot esculenta (cassava), 525 nucleotides. RefSeq lists its product as uncharacterized. The transcript has 3 exons. Bases 1 to 525 code for a protein of 174 amino acids. The record is from RefSeq and is a predicted model, not a curated record. Lineage: Eukaryota; Viridiplantae; Streptophyta; Magnoliopsida; Malpighiales; Euphorbiaceae.